Molecule: messenger RNA, 2166 nt
Organism: Galeopterus variegatus (Sunda flying lemur)
Lineage: Eukaryota; Metazoa; Chordata; Mammalia; Dermoptera; Cynocephalidae
Gene: KY
Product: kyphoscoliosis peptidase
Exons: 12
Coding region: 1-2166 (721 amino acids)
Source: RefSeq, a predicted model, not a curated record
AUGAAGAUGGGGGUGGCGAGGAAGGGCAAGGCUGGCAACAGCAGGGCCCAGUGCUACCUCACUGCAGCUCUGCCCAAGCCCUCGCGAAUCUCGUCCUCAGAAGAUGCCACACAGAAAGAGGACGGACUGUUCUCACGGAGCUUUGACUGUCCUCACGCCCCACACAGAAGGCUGGAAACCUGCCAGCUCCACCUGCCAGCUCCACCUGCCAGCCGCCUCCCGCACAGAGAUCGUGGGGACCAGGCAACACUGGGCCAUCGGGAGAAGAGUCCUGAAGUCCAGGAGCGGCGCUUCAAGUGCACCGGGCAGGAGGCUCUGGAAGCGGCAGCCGGUGCCGGUGCAGGAAACCUGGCGGAGAAGCAGCGCUCUCAGCAGCCUCAGGUCAUCACUUCCUAUGACAACCAAGGGACGCAGCUGACUGUGGAGGUCCACCCCCAAGACGCCAUGCCCCAGCUGCUCAAGAAGUUCUCCUUGGCUAAACGUUUACAAGGCGAUAAAAAUGGAAACACAAGACCCCGGCAGCCUGGAGGGAAAGAUGCUCAUGCCUACCCCUGGGACCGGUCCAGCCUGAAGUCCAUGCCACUGGACCUGCGGCAGUUUGAGGCACUGGACACUUAUGCCUCGCAGGUGACAGUCAAGAGUGGCCUGGACGAGCUGGUGAGUGACCUGCUCCAGGAGGCCCACAGUGACCUGGAAAGGGUCCGCGCCAUCUGGAUCUGGAUCUGCCACCACAUAGCCAGUGGCCAGAGCAGCCUUCACUCAGCAGCAGCCCUCCUAAGUCCUGGCUUCCUAGUAAACCUGACCCAGAGAGAUGAGAGCCCAAGACACAGGGUCAUCUCCAAGAAGGAUGACCACUGCUUGGGGAAGUUACAGCUGUUUGAAAAGUUAUUGAUCGCUGGAGUGCAGUGCAUGACCGUGCCUGGCUACUCCAAGGGCUUCGGCUACCAGACAGGCCAGAGUUUCUCUGGGGAGUUCGACCACGCCUGGAAUGCUGUGCACCUGGAGGGCAGAUGGCACCUGGUGGACAGCACCUGGGGCAGCGGUCUGGUGGAUACCACCACCUCCAAGUUCACCUUCCUCUACAACGAGUUCUACUUCCUCACCCACCCCGCGCUGUUCAUCGAGGACCACUUCCCAGACAACAAGAACUGGCAGCUCCUGAAACCCCCUCAAUCUCUGAGGCAGUUUGAGAACAACAUGUACCACAAGAGUGAAUUCUACAACAAGGGGAUGCUGAGUGCCCACCCGGAGACCCCCAUGAUCAGAACAGUGAAUGGAAAGGCCACAGUCACCAUUGAGAGCUGUGCCCCAACGCUGUUCAUGUUUAUGCUCAACGGCAAGCAGGAGCACGGGCUGCUGAGCCUUAGGAAGGACGGGAUGAAGCUGGAGGUGUAUCCUCCUACCCUGGGCACCCACAAGCUGCAGAUCUUUGCUAAAGGCAACUCCGACAUCUACAGCUCAGUGCUGGAGUACACACUCAAGUGCAACUACGUGGACAUGGGUGUCCGGCUGCCAGCUGAGCUUCACCAGCCCGUGGGCCCCAGCUGGUUCUCGGAGCAGAUGGGCAUUGUGAAGCCCUCCCACCCGGACCCCAUCAUCCACACCAGCGAUGGACGCUGCUCCGUCAGCUUUGGCGUGGAGGAGGGCAUCAGCGUCCUGGCUUCCCUGCAUGGAGACGACGGCCCUGUCACCGAGGAGACGCAGCGGCGCUACAUCUUCCAGCUGCACCGGGAGAAGCGGACCGAGCUGAAAGUCCAGCUGCCCCAUGCCGGCAAGUUUGCCCUCAAGAUCUUUGUCAAGAAAAGGCAGGAACCGGGCAACUACAUCUUUGUCUUCAAUUACCUCCUGUGCUGUGCCAACACCAAGGUGAACUGGCCCGUGUUUCCUGAGAGCUUUGGCAACUGGGGGCAGGACAAUGAGCUGCUGGAGCCUCUGUCAGGCGUGCUUCCUGCCAACCGGAACAUCCCAUUCAAAUUGAAGCUGCAUGGUGUCGCCAAAGCCCUGGUGAAGGGGCAGGACACAUGGCCCCUGACCCUGAACCACGAGGGUUACUGGGAGGGCAGCUGCAGCACAGCCGGCUGCCAAGAAGUCUAUGUCAUGGUGCUGGAGAAUGCCAACCACAGCUUCUACUCCUACAUCCUCAAGUACAAAGUGAAUGCCCAGUGA